AUGGUAAAAGACUUCUCUAAAAUAGAUUGGUGUAAGUAUAUUCUAAAUUAUUUGGUCAGCAGAAAGCAGCUGUGGAGAAGGGAUGAUAAGACAUGGUAUUACAGUGCACCUAUACUCAUUUUGACGCUGGUGUAUGUAUAUAACAUGAAGUUUACAGGAUUGAAGAUAGUUAAGAGACAGCUACUAGAAAACUUUGAAAAUAUUGAUGGUGAUGAAGAAAUGGUUGAUGGAUAUGAAAUGUCGGAUGGGCUAAUGAGAUUGUAUGGGGAUGAGGAUGCAUACAUAGUUGUUAUAGAGCAUAACUAUGGAAUAAUAUUGUGCGAGAAGAAGAAUAUUGAAAAAGCUCUAAAAAAUGGAAUUGUGAAAUUCCCAGACAGCUUGAUGUUGAAGGAGUUGAUUGUGAAAAUCGGGAACAAGGUAAAGAAGGAUGAAAUGGCAUUAUACAAUUCAGUUUUUGCAUCAAAAAGAGAUUAUGGGGAAGAGAUAUGGAACAUUGGGAGCGGUCAUGUGUUGCAUCAAGGAUUCGCAUAUCAUUUUAAAAGCAACACGUUUAUUCAUGUGAUAAUGAUUGACUGUUGCUCAUCAUUACUCAACAAAAUGGAAGAACUAAGGGAUGUAGGAUUGGUUUCUAGGAUUUUCUUCGACACAAAUUUUUUGGCAGAAGAGAUAUUAGGUGGAUCAAUGUCAUCUGAUAGAACUCAAAAAUUGUUUGAUUCAAUGUUGAUACUACACCUUAAAAGUCUACCAAAACCGGAAAAUCUUAAAGAUAUUGGACAGGUUUUCUUCCCAAUAGUUAAUAAGAGUAAAUAUUAUCUGAUAUGCUUUGAUCUAAGGGUUCCAACUUACUACAUUAUAGACCAUGUGAACCAAAAUGGUGCUGUUGAGGACAUCUAUGGAACAAAACACGUUCGUGUGGUAUGA
Molecule: messenger RNA, 921 nt
Organism: Lactuca saligna
Lineage: Eukaryota; Viridiplantae; Streptophyta; Magnoliopsida; Asterales; Asteraceae
Source: the annotation of a GenBank genome assembly